Balaenoptera ricei (Rice's whale) is the source of this 1204-nucleotide messenger RNA. Its product is annotated as transformer-2 protein homolog alpha-like. Gene Ontology annotation, biological process: positive regulation of mRNA splicing, via spliceosome. The record is from RefSeq and is a predicted model, not a curated record. The transcript has a single exon. Gene Ontology annotation, molecular function: RNA binding. Lineage: Eukaryota; Metazoa; Chordata; Mammalia; Artiodactyla; Balaenopteridae. Gene Ontology annotation, cellular component: spliceosomal complex.
GUUGCCGACUCUUUCCUCCUCCCCACGGUCCAGUCAGCUGGUUGAUUAGGCCAUCGGCCCUCAAGCCGAGACCUGUCUCUUAUUUAGUUCUGGGGAGUGCCUGGCCGACAUGAGUGAUGUAGAGGAGAACAACUUCGAGGGCAGAGAGUCUCGCUCUCAGUCAAAAUCUCCAACGGGAACUCCUGCUCGUGUAAAAUCGGAGAGCAGGUCAGGAUCUCGUAGUCCAUCAAGAGUUUCCAAACACUCUGAAUCCCAUUCUCGAUCAAGAUCAAAAUCCAGGUCGAGGUCAAGGAGGCAUUCUCAUAGACGUUACACUCGAUCCAGAUCCCAUUCUCACUGUCAUAGGAGACGAUCUCGAAGUAGGUCCUAUACACCAGAAUACCGGCGUUGAAGGAGCCGAAGUCAUUCUCCAAUGUCUAACCGGAGAAGACAUACAGGCAGCAGGGCAAAUCCAGAUCCCCACACUUGUCUAGGAGUGUUUGGCCUCAGUUUGUACACAACAGAGAGAGAUCUUCACGAAGUAUUUUCUCGAUAUGGACCAUUGAGUGGUGUCAAUGUGGUUUAUGACCAGCGAACUGGACGAUCACGAGGAUUUGCUUUUGUUUAUUUCGAGAGAAUAGAUGACUCAAAGGAGGCUAUGGAAAGGGCAAAUGGAAUGGAGCUGGAUGGUAGAAGAAUUCGUGUAGAUUAUUGUAUCACCAAGAGAGCGCACACACCUACACCAGGCAUAUACAUGGGCAGACCAACUCAUAGUGGUGGUGGAGGCGGUGGAGGAGGUGGUGGAGGUGGAGGAGGUGGCAGACGUCGAGAUUCUUACUAUGAUAGAGGAUAUGAUCGUGGGUACGACAGAUAUGAAGACUAUGAUUACCGGUACAGAAGAAGAUCGCCUUCUCCUUACUGUAGUCGAUACAGAUCACGAUCAAGAUCUCGUUCCUACAGCCCAAGACGCUAUUGAUAAACAGAGUGGUUGCAGUUGAGGACAUCUUUUUCUCUCUUUUUUUUCCCUUUCUCUUUUUUUGUUUAAUUCUGGAUUUCCCCAAGCUUCUAAUCCUUCCUACUCCUUAAAAAGAGCCCUUAAAAACAUCUUUGGUUUAUUUAGCAUCUACACUUUGUCGAUUGUAUUGUUGUUUUCACCCCUCUUAUUAUAUUCUUAAAGAUGUAAUUGUUGUCAUUUUGAGUAGUUAAACAUCUUGAGUUAAAAAGG